AAUUCAACAGUAAAUACAGAAAUCACGAGAGAGUUACUGGUGAGUGGCUGUGAAAGCUGCCUUCUUGCCCAUCGUGAUUUUGGACCUUUCGUUUUUCGAUUAAUUCUGGAAAAAAUUGUAGAUGAGGAAUAUUCAAUCGAUACGAAACUGGAAGUCUGUACCUUCUUGGCUAAGGCAUGCAGUAUCUUCCCGACCGAACACUUAACCGAUGCAACUGUUGAUUUAUGUGCUGGAAUCAGAUCAGUAUUAUUUAAUUUGCCGCGAAGCGAAAGUGGAGAUUGCAUCCCGAAGUCAAUUGAAAUUUCUGUUGUUUCAAUGUUGGAAGCCAUGAAAUCGACAUUUGGGGUACUGUUUUACUGA
Gongylonema pulchrum is the source of this 360-nucleotide messenger RNA. Lineage: Eukaryota; Metazoa; Nematoda; Chromadorea; Rhabditida; Gongylonematidae. The record is from the annotation of a GenBank genome assembly.